This is a messenger RNA of Rhizophagus irregularis DAOM 181602=DAOM 197198, 1010 nucleotides long. RefSeq lists its product as uncharacterized. The record is from RefSeq and is a predicted model, not a curated record. Gene Ontology annotation, molecular function: protein tyrosine/serine/threonine phosphatase activity; protein tyrosine phosphatase activity. NCBI's taxonomy places the organism in Eukaryota, Fungi, Glomeromycota, Glomeromycetes, Glomerales, Glomeraceae. Gene Ontology annotation, biological process: protein dephosphorylation. Gene Ontology annotation, cellular component: cytoplasm.
CCUCAUUUCUGAUAUAAAUUGUUGAAAUAAACCAAAAACUUACACUGAGAAACUUUUUUUGUCAUUUCAAUAUACACAAUUAUUUAUUAUAAGUAUGACUUCGACAUCAGAGGCAGUUCCUAGUUAUAGAACUACCGUGUCGCCACCUCGGACCAAUCUCAAAACGUCAAUAACCCACCCCAUCAACAUCAGUUGGAUAGUACCAGAAGAAUUAAUUGACGGACUUACUUCAGAUCCACUACCACCAUCGACAGACCUUUUUGAUAUAUAUACUACAACUUCUCUUUACAAACAUUAUUAUGACCAAGUACAUAAACGUGCACACUCUGGCUAUGGAGUUUCUCGUUCAACAACACUUGGUAACCUGGCGUUAAGUUCAUGUCCUGGUAAAAAAGUCAGGCUCAGUGGGCCUGUAAGAGGCAGAGCAACAAUCGAUCGCGAUCUAGAUUUAGAUUUCCAAAGAUUGAAAUCUUUAGAUAUAUCGAUGGUUGUAUGUUGUCUUAAUGACGAUGAAUUGGCAUUUUUGGGUGCAUCAUGGCCGAAAUACAGCGAGUUAGCACAAAAACAUAAUCUUCAAAUUAUUAGGAUUCCAAUGAUAGAAGGUGGUUGUCCAGAUACAUUAGAACAAAUUGAUUCUGUAGUAACACAAAUAGAUCGAAAUAUACAGCAGGGUCGAAAAGUUUUGGCACACUGCCGCGGUGGAGUUGGACGUGCCGGUUUAGUAGCGUGUUGUUGGUUACUUAAGAGACGAUUUUGUCUUGACGCUGAUCGUGCAAUUCGUUUAGUAAGGAUGAGACGAAGUCCAAAAGCUAUUGAAACUAUGCAACAAGUGGAUUUUAUUGUACAAUAUGCAAAUUACGUUCACUGGAGAUUACAACCAUCACCACAGAAUACAUAUGAAGAUACAGUAACCAAUGAGAUGGGUGAUCUCAACAUUAUUGGACAUAAAAUAUGAAGUUCUUUUAUCGGCUAGUCUGUGGCUUGUUUAAAUAUAAGCAAACGACACCUUA